AUGAAAGGUCUUCUACUCUUGCAUCUACUAAUCAUAUCAAUAUCUAGCACCAAUGCUAGAAUACAUUCCAAAAAUGUUCCAAUACCAACUACUGAUGAUCAACAGAUGUUGGCGAAAGUGAAAAUUUAUUCCAAUCUUGCUGAAAUUAUUCAGCCACUUGGUGAAUUACCACUAGAAUUUUCUGCUGAAGAUUGGUCUAAUAUUCGUUCUGAUUCACUGACUCUCAUUGGCUCAAAUGUCACUGUAACACGACAAACAAUUACUGAGAAGAAAAAUUCACUUAACAAUCAUCUCAUUUAUGUUCGUUCACCCUCAUCAUCACAAACAGAAACAAAAUUUCUCCAAGCAACAAUGAUUGAUGAAAAUAUAAAUCUUGUUCAACUUAUUGAUAAUAAUAUUAGUCAAGAACCAAUCUUUUUUACUGUUCCAUCUGAUCAUAUACUUUAUAUUAAUAAACCAUCUCAAUCAAAAUAUUAUGUUAAUUUUACAUACUAUACAACAGAUACAGUAUAUGUUAGUUAUCUUCGUUCAAAUCUUAAUUGGAAAACACGUUAUCAAUUAUAUCUAUUUGAAGAAUCAAAGAAUCCAAUAUUAAUUGCAAUGGCUGAUAUUCGAAAUAGUGGAAAAUCAAACAUUGAUAUCGUAUAUGCUGAACUUCUUGGUGGUGAUAUUAAUUUACAGAUGUCUGAACAACAAAAACCUUCGACAACAUUUGACUCGUCCGCCGAUGGAGGUGGAACAGGUGGAUUGACACCUAAUCCAUCAGUUGAACAAGGCCAGGAAAUCGCUGGUCUAUAUGUAUUUACAAUUAAUCAACCAGUUUCUAUUGAUGCAAAAACAAAUUAUCUUUUACCAAUGUUUCGUCCACAAGUGAAUGUGGAACGUUUUGUACGAAUUCAUAAAAUAUAUUUUAAUGGUGCUGGAAAAUCGAUUGGUAAAGCUGUACGUACAUAUCGUUUAUCAGCUGAUCGUUUUAUUUCUCGUGGAAAUUGUAUGAUACGUGAAUAUGAUCGUCUCGUUGGUGAAACAUUUUUACCAAAUUUAGCUGCUAAAAAUAAACAUGAAUUUUCAAUUGGUGAAGAUUCAGAUAUUGUUUAUAAUGAAACUGUUACUUUAGUUUCAUCACGUACCUACAAUGAAACUAUUCAACCAGACAACAGAGUUGAACAACGAACACAAUUUAUUUACGAUGUUAAUGUUUUAUUAAAAAAUUUUAAAACUAAUCGAUCAGUGAAAGUAGAAUAUAAACAAAUAAUUUAUGGACGAUCGGUGAGAUUAAUAGCAUCUAACGGUGAAUGUACACAAGAUGGAACAAUAUUGGAAUGUAAAAUGACAUUAGAAGCUGAGGAAGAAAAACUUCUUUCAUAUAAUGUUGAAAUCAUCAAUUAA
Rotaria sp. Silwood1 is the source of this 1389-nucleotide messenger RNA. The record is from the annotation of a GenBank genome assembly. NCBI's taxonomy places the organism in Eukaryota, Metazoa, Rotifera, Eurotatoria, Philodinida, Philodinidae.